Molecule: messenger RNA, 1875 nt
Organism: Ornithorhynchus anatinus (platypus)
Lineage: Eukaryota; Metazoa; Chordata; Mammalia; Monotremata; Ornithorhynchidae
Gene: WNT7B
Product: Wnt family member 7B
Exons: 4
Coding region: 78-1127 (349 amino acids)
Biological process (GO): neuron differentiation; canonical Wnt signaling pathway; positive regulation of JNK cascade
Cellular component (GO): extracellular region
Molecular function (GO): frizzled binding; cytokine activity
Source: RefSeq, a predicted model, not a curated record
CGUGGCCCCCCCAGCCCUUCCACCCCGGUUUCCUCUUUCUGGUCCCAGAGUUUAUGGCUUAGCCCACUGUCUAGAUCAUGCACAGAAACUCUCGCGAGUGGGUUUUCUACGUGUUUCUCUGCUUUGGAGUCAUCUAUGUCAAACUGGGAGCUCUGUCGUCUGUGGUGGCUCUAGGCGCCAACAUCAUCUGCAACAAGAUCCCGGGCCUGGCGCCGCGGCAGAGAGCCAUCUGCCAGAGUCGGCCGGAUGCCAUCAUCGUGAUCGGGGAAGGGGCGCAGAUGGGCGUCGACGAGUGCCAGCACCAGUUCCGCUACGGACGCUGGAACUGCUCCGCCCUGGGAGAGAAGACCGUCUUCGGACAGGAGCUGCGCGUCGGGAGCAGGGAGGCUGCGUUCACCUACGCCAUCACAGCAGCCGGGGUGGCCCACGCCAUCACGGCCGCCUGCAGCCAGGGGAACCUCAGCAACUGCGGCUGCGACCGGGAGAAGCAGGGCUACUACAACCAGGAGGAAGGAUGGAAGUGGGGAGGCUGCUCGGCCGACGUCCGCUACGGCAUCGACUUCUCCCGGAGGUUCGUGGACGCCCGCGAGAUCAAGAAGAACGCCCGGAGGUUGAUGAACCUGCACAACAAUGAGGCUGGGAGAAAGGUCCUGGAAGAGCGAAUGAAACUGGAGUGCAAAUGCCACGGCGUGUCGGGGUCCUGCACCACCAAGACGUGCUGGACGACCCUCCCCAAGUUCCGCGAGAUCGGCUACGCGCUGAAGGAGAAGUACAACGCGGCCGUCCAGGUGGAGGUGGUGCGGGCCAGCCGGCUGAGGCAACCCACCUUCCUCAAGAUCAAGCAGAUCCGCAGCUACCAGAAGCCCAUGGAGACCGACCUGGUCUACAUCGAGAAGUCGCCCAACUACUGCGAGGAGGACGCCGCCACGGGGAGCGUGGGCACCCAGGGCCGCCUCUGCAACCGCACGUCCCCCCACGCCGAGGGCUGCGACAUGAUGUGCUGCGGGCGCGGCUACAACACGCACCAGUACACCAAGGUGUGGCAGUGCAACUGCAAGUUCCACUGGUGCUGCUUCGUCAAAUGCAACACGUGCAGCGAGAGGACAGAGGUGUUCACCUGCAAAUAGGGACGGGCGCCCGCGUGGGCGGAUUCCGUCGGACGGGGCGCGGCCGGCCGCCGGCCAAGACGGCGGGAGGCCCGCUCGGCGCCGAGAGCAUCAUUUUGCACAACGAGCUUUCUCGGGGGAAGUCGAGGAACGGCCCCCUCCCUAUCUCUCUCUCUCUCUGCCCGCCGCGGCCUCCCCACGCUCCCGGGGAGACACCCCCUCCGGUAGGCCCUCGGGACCCUCUACCGUUGGGGAACACGAGGGCGGCGGGGAGCGUUCCGGCCCCGAGAUUCCCCCCCUCCCCGCCGACCGCCCGGCGCUUGUCUCUUCUCAGUGCAUCCUGGGCAUCGCCCCCACCUUCUGACCCGAGGUCAAAGUCCUACAUAUCAGAGAGUCCACGUGAACGAGUCCCAUCCGGUACUUGGUUUGGAAAACCCAACGGUCCUCUCCCCUUCCCUUCUCGCCCCCACCGCCUUUUUGGAGAGAAAAGGAAACUGAGACUUUGCCAUUUUUUUGCCUAGGCGAGGCGGAAGAAGUUUAGAAAAACGACACCGGGGGGUUUUGACCACUGUUUGGGAGCAGACCGGUUGGCGCGGGGACGGCGCGGGGGAUGGAGAGAGGGGCGAAACCUUGGAAAGACACCACUGUCGGCCGAGCGAGCCUCGUGAAGGAGGCCAGCGGUCACUGCCGGUGACACUGGAGCUGUGCGAAUGGACACUGAAGGGAAGUAUUUAUGUUUAAUACCAUCCGAAAGAAUUCUAAGCACUAA